Cryptococcus wingfieldii CBS 7118 is the source of this 2064-nucleotide messenger RNA. RefSeq lists its product as hypothetical. The record is from RefSeq and is a predicted model, not a curated record. Gene Ontology annotation, molecular function: DNA binding; zinc ion binding; DNA-binding transcription factor activity, RNA polymerase II-specific. Lineage: Eukaryota; Fungi; Basidiomycota; Tremellomycetes; Tremellales; Cryptococcaceae. The transcript is spliced from 9 exons. Gene Ontology annotation, biological process: DNA-templated transcription; regulation of DNA-templated transcription. The coding region runs from base 1 to 2064 and encodes 687 amino acids.
AUGGGCUACACAUCCGAGGGUAGCGGCGAGGGCAGCGACAAGCGGGUCAAGCGUAGAGCCCCAAAAAAGUCGCCAUCCGUAGUGAGGAGAGCAUGUGACGCCUGUAGAAGAAAGAAGGUGCGAUGUGAAGGGCCUAUGAACAGUCUCACCAAUGCCAAGUGCGCUCAAUGCGACCAUUUCGGUGUGAAUGCUCGUGUGUGGAAGAAGCAUCUAGGCGCAAGAAUCCAACAAAAUCGUGGCUACGACAGAAUGCUGGAACAAAGAUGCAGCCGGCUAGAGAUGAUGCUACAGGAGGUGUAUCCGGAUGUCAAUCUGGACGAUUAUGUCGGGCCUCCUCUUGACUUUGAGGAUUUUGACCUCGACUCUUACCAAGAAGAGCUCCGGGCCUUCUCCAUUCCCGGCUACCCAUCUCUCAAACCUCUCCACCCGGUCCCAUCACCCCUUCCUGCUAGCCCGUCGUCCCCAGAACCCAGUAACGCUCUGAUCGACUCUGUCAGCUUCAUCAGGGAAUCAGACCGAGGCAAGUCCCUGGACGAGAUAGAGCACACGGGCGAUGAUAGCGUCGUUGUCGUCAACUCUCUCCGCCGGCUCCAAUACCAGCAUGUCCGAUGGCGGCACCACGGCAGAACCUCCGGUUCUCAUCUCGUGCGCCACUACCAGGACUUGAAGCAGGAUGCGGGCGAGAGCGGCAACAUAUUUGAAAAGCUCAGCAAGGAUAAACGAGAGGAUUUCUGGCAAGUCCCAGAAUGGGAGCAGUUUGUCUCUGACGUCGGUCAGAACGCACUCGACUAUUUGAUAUGGCCCGAAAAUGGUCUCGACCAGCAGCUUAUCAACGCCUACUUUGAAACGUUCCCCUCCUCAAUCGGCAUAUCUUUCAGAAGGAGUACGACUCGGGCUUGUGGAAAAGCCAGCAGAGGUUUGGGUGUUGCGACCGGGACGUUCUGGCCACGAGGGCUUUCCGCGACGCAAGGUCAGAACAGGGACUAUGACGAGCAAUGGCUGCCUUACUCGGCGGGGUGGAAGUACCUGCGUAUGGCGCUGCACAUGGGGCACAAUCCCCUCUACAUGCCAGAUUUGCACGAGCUUCAAAGUCAAGUCCUCAUAUGCUACUUUCUCCAAUCCAGUACCACACCCCAGAUGAGCGCCCACCUUGCUGGAUCGGCCCUGAGCUCGUCGCAAGAAAUCGGCAUCCAUCUCACCACUGUACUUGAAAGGCUUGAGCCCACCGAGCGAGAGCUGUUCAAGCGAGCUUUCUGGUGUCUCUAUCAUUUCGAUAGGUUUAGCUGCGCUAUGGUGGGGAGAUCGGUGGCUAUGACGGACAACGACCAGGAUGCUCCUUUCCCAGAAGAUCCAGAGGGGAAGGGGAAGGUGUCAAAAGUUGCAAUGUUUAUCCAACUACUCAAGCUCGAUCAGAUCCUGGGCAAGGUGCUGUACUCUUCUAGACAAGAGGGUUCGCGGCAAGCGACGAGACGGACUUCUGCUAUCGAGCUCGAUCUGGCACUUGAAGAGUGGGCGGAUAAUGUCCCCGAGGCACUACGCUGGGACCCGAAUUGCUCCAAUUUCACAAUCUUCCAGCAAACGUCCUGUAUAUGGGGAUAUCACGGCUUUGUCAAGAUGCUCAUUCAUCGAAAAUUUAUCCCUCCCAAGCGCAAAGUGGGUACUAUCGACCAGCUCUCCUCCCUUACUUCUAUCAGCAAAGCGGUCCUUCAACGUGGUCGACAAGAAGACUGCCAACCUGGACACUGCCUCGACGUAUCGUUCAGACUUCUCUCUUGGCUAGCGGGGACCAUCCUUCCAGUCAGCAUAUACACAGUCGAGCAGACCGCUAUUGAGAGGCAAGCAGCAGAAGAUGGGAUCAGGGCGUGUUUGGCAGCGAGCAGAGAGUUGGAGAUCAUUUGGAAGCAGGGAGGAAAGUUUUUGAAGGAGACUGAGACGCCGAAUCCGAGAAGGUUGGGGGACGGGAGUGGAGGAGAUCCCAAGGGUCCCAAAGAAUCCAUGUACUUCACUCCUUCCACCGAGACCCGCGGGGUUUGUCUCGGUGGAACAGAGCUCUACAAGCCAUGA